AUGGCUCCAACUGUGUCAGAAUUCGAAAGACAGAGACAGGAGAAUAUUCAAAGGAAUCGGGAACUUUUGAAACAAUUAAAUUUGGAUUCAUUAAGUCAAUCAAUUACAAAUGAAGUACCUAAGAAGAAAGAUACCAAACGAAGAAAAGUUACUAAAACUUAUACCCCACGAGAAGUUGCUGAACCAUCAAGAAGAUCUCGUCGUAUAGCUGGGAUCAAAUCUGAACUUGAGAAUCCCGAGGAAUUCGCUAAGAUCAAAGAAGAAGAGGAUGAAAAGGAUAGAAAGAAACAAGAUUUAAUGGAUCUUGUCACUGAUAAGAAACUGGGAUCUCUUAAAAAUGAAGAUAAAGUGAUUAAGUUGGAAGAUGGUCAAGUCAAACAAGAAACUACUGAUGAGCUUCCUGAGGAUAAUAAAGUACUUAGUUUAUUAAGUAGUCUUGGUAAUAAAUUUUCAGCAGGUGAUUUCUAUGAAGAAAUCAGAAAGGCACCAGUUUAUGAUGACAAAGUAUUAGAAGACAAGAGAAAGGAAUUUGACAAUUUAAAGAUAUAUGAAAAAUUUGAUCCAUUAGAUAUUAAAGUGGCUCAUUAUAGAAUCACUGCUAUUAAUUUCCAUCCAUCCACAACUGAUAGAGUGGUAAUGGCUGGUGAUACCAAUGGUAAUAUAGGUAUCUGGGCAGUAGACUCUCCAAAUGAAAACGAAGAUGAACCAUUAGUUUCAAUCUUAAGACCUCAUGGGAAAUCAAUUUCAAAAAUAUUAACUCCAGUAAAAGCUCCUUCAAAGAUUUAUUCCGCUUCAUAUGAUGGUUCAGUACGACAAUUGGAUUUAAAUAAACUUGAAUCGAGUGAAUUAGCUUACUUGAGCGAUCCAGUAAUGACAGGUGAUAAUGCUCUCGGUGUGUCUGAUAUCAACCAAUGUCGUGAUGAUCCUCAUGUAUUAUAUAUGACUACAUUGUCAGGAAAUUUCUACAGUUAUGACACUAGAACUAAAUUCAAACGUCCAACCAUGAAGAGCUUAUUAAGAUUACACGAUAAAAAGAUUGGUGCAUUUUCAAUUAAUCCAAAUAAAUCAUAUCAAAUUGCUACUGCUUCAUUAGAUAGAUCAUUAAGAAUUUGGGAUUUAAGAAAUACUUCAAAAAGUAAUGCUGAAUGGUCCGAAUAUGAAGAUCAAACAUCUCCUCAUUUAUAUGGGAAGUAUAUUUCCAGACUUUCUGUUUCAACCGUAGAUUGGAAUAGUGAUAAUAGAUUAGUCUGUAAUGGUUAUGAUGAUUCAGUUAAUAUUUUUGAUUUUAGUGGUUCAGAUGAGAUUGAUACUGCUGAUUUCAGACCAUUUAAUAAAAUCAAACAUAAUUGUCAAACAGGUAGAUGGGUUUCAAUCCUUAAAGCUAGAUGGCAGUAUGCACCUGAAGAUGGAAUUCAAAAAUUCAUUAUAGCGAAUAUGAAUAGAGGUUUAGAUGUUUAUGAUCAAAAGGGUCAAAUCAUAGCUCAUUUAUCUGAAUCAGUUGGAGCUGUUCCAGCUGUUGCUACUAUGCAUCCAACUCAGAAUUGGGCUGUUGGUGGAAGUGCCAGUGGUAAACUUUACUUAUUUAAUUGAAGUUAAUUUUUUUAAUAAUAU
Molecule: messenger RNA, 1611 nt
Organism: Scheffersomyces coipomensis
Lineage: Eukaryota; Fungi; Ascomycota; Pichiomycetes; Serinales; Debaryomycetaceae
Exons: 3
Coding region: 1-1590 (529 amino acids)
Biological process (GO): regulation of DNA damage checkpoint
Cellular component (GO): nucleus
Molecular function (GO): DNA binding; protein binding
Source: RefSeq, a predicted model, not a curated record